This is a messenger RNA of Trypanosoma grayi, 633 nucleotides long. RefSeq lists its product as hypothetical. Lineage: Eukaryota; Euglenozoa; Kinetoplastea; Trypanosomatida; Trypanosomatidae. Bases 1 to 633 code for a protein of 210 amino acids. The record is from RefSeq and is a predicted model, not a curated record. The transcript has a single exon.
AUGAAAUAUAUCGAAAAUAGAGCGCCUGAAAAUCUUAUUUUGGUGUUUCAAUACGUCCUUUCUGUGCCAACAACGCCUGGUCCAACAUAUUCGGAGGCGUGGGGUAAUUUCGUGGCAUGGGUUUUUGGCGUGCGUCCGGACGGUUUUUUGGAGGAACAUCUCCAGUUUGGCAGACGCUUGCAUACCCAAUUGCACACAAUCCAGGCAGUGAAGGACCACCCUGGCGUGUGGACUCGAUCUGCUUACAAUGCUGCAGAUGAACCCAACAAAAGGGACAACAUUUUUCCGCAAGCGGCUCAGAAGGCCAAGUGGCAGAGACACGCCCUUCCUCCGAGCCAGGUGUGCUGUUACAAAUGCGGUCGAGCAGGCUAUUAUAGCACGACGCGCCCGGGUGAAUACAUCCUGACCGGGCGCUCCGCCAAAAAACGAGGCCCGGCCCCGGACGCAACGACCCCUUUGGCCUUCGGCUUCAAGGCUGCGGCCCCCGGCGCGUCAAAAUACGCCCGGCGCCAUCACCUUGACACCCCUUCCCCUCUACGGGGGUCUCCCGGAAAUUCCGGCCGUUAUAUGGCAUUUGGGCGUGUUGCCCUCGGCCAUUCCACAACCAUGGGAGUUGUUUCAAGGAGGCUUUGA